AUGCUUCUUAUUUUCGUUCUAACUUCUUUUUUAGCUUCUAAAAAAAACUCUAGAGACUUGUACGGCUUGGGUCGUUUAGGUGGUUUAGACGGUUUAGGCGGUUCUAGUAGUGCUGGUGCUUCUAGUGUAGCUGCUACUAGUGGUGCUGGUGCUACUGACGCUGCUGGUGGUGCUGGUGGUGCUGGUGGUGCUGGCGCUGCUGGUGCUACCGACGCUGCUGGUGCUACCGACGCUGCUGCCCCUGCCGCUAAUACUGACGCUGCUGCCGCCAAUACCGACGCUGCUGCCGCCGCUGCUAAUACCGACGCUUCUGCCGCUAAUACUGACGCUGCUGCUGCUAAUACCGACGCUGCUGCCGCUAAUACCGACGCUGCUGCCGCUAAUACUGACGCUGCUGCCGCUAAUACCGACGCUGCUGCCGCUAAUACCAACGCUGCUGCCGCUAAUACCGACGCUGCUGCCGCUAAUACCGACGCUGCUGCUGCUAAUACCAACGCUGCCGCUGCUAAUACCGACGCUGCUGCCCCUGCUGCCGAUACCAACGCUGCCGCUGCUAAUACCGACGCUGCCGCUGCUAAUACCGACGCUGCCGCUGCUAAUACCGACGCUGCCGCUGCUAAUACCGACGCUGCUGCCGCUAAUACCGACGCUGCUGCUGCUAAUACCAACGCUGCUGCCGCUAAUACCGACGCUGCUGCUGCUAAUACCGACGCUGCUGCCGCUAAUACCGACGCUGCUGCUGCUAAUACCGACGCUGCUGCCGCUAAUACCGACGCUGCUGCUGCUAAUACCGACGCUGCUGCCGCUAAUACCGACGCUGCUGCUGCUAAUACCGACGCUGCUGCCGCUAAUACCGACGCUGCUGCUGCUAAUACCGACGCUGCUGCCGCUAAUACCGACGCUGCUGCUGCUAAUACCGACGCUGCUGCCGCUAAUACCGACGCUGCUGCUGCUAAUACCGACGCUGCUGCCGCUAAUACCGACGCUGCUGCUGCUAAUACCGACGCUGCUGCCGCUAAUACCGACGCUGCUGCUGCUAAUACCGACGCUGCUGCCGCUAAUACCGACGCUGCUGCUGCUAAUACCGACGCUGCUGCCGCUAAUACCGACGCUGCUGCUGCUAAUACCGACGCUGCUGCCGCUAAUACCGACGCUGCUGCUGCUAAUACCGACGCUGCUGCCGCUAAUACCGACGCUGCUGCUGCUAAUACCGACGCUGCUGCCGCUAAUACCGACGCUGCUGCUGCUAAUACCAACGCUGCCGCUGCUAAUACCGACGCUGCUGCCCCUGCUGCCGAUACCAACGCUGCUGCCGCUAAUACCGACGCUGCCGCUGCUAAUACCGACGCUGCCGCUGCUAAUACCGACGCUGCCGCCGCUAAUACCGACGCUGCCGCUGCUAAUACCGACGCUGCUGCUGCUAAUACCGACGCUGCUGCCCCUGCUGCCGAUACCGACGCUGCUGCCCCUGCUGCCGAUACUAACGCUGCUGCUGCUAAUACCGACGCUGCCGCUGCUAAUACCGACGCUGCCGCUGCUAAUACCGACGCUCCUGCCCCUGCUGCCGAUACCAACGCUGCUGGUGGUGAUAGUGGUGCUGUUGCUACCAACGCCGCUGCUCCUAGUGAACCGUAUACUGACUAA
Molecule: messenger RNA, 1644 nt
Organism: Metarhizium album ARSEF 1941
Lineage: Eukaryota; Fungi; Ascomycota; Sordariomycetes; Hypocreales; Clavicipitaceae
Exons: 5
Coding region: 1-1644 (547 amino acids)
Source: RefSeq, a predicted model, not a curated record